AUGUCUCGACCUAAGGAUGGACUCCCUCCUCAGGUCGUGCGGAGGAGGUUCUCUGGUCCUCUGCUGCUGCCCCCUCUGUCCCGGAGGCACUCGUUUCAGGGUCUCUCCACACACCAUCGGCCCCUGUUCCACCCAGAGGUCCACCCGGAGGUCCACCCGGAGGUCCACCCGGAGGUCCACCCAGAGGCCCUGGCCCACCUGCAGGGCCUGUACUCUCGGGCCCUGGCCGGACAUGACGAGCUACGAUUCGAUUUGGAGAAUGGAUUGUCUGUCGGCCGCUGCCCCCUGGACUUCCAGACCAGUCCUGGAUCAGGUCCUGGAUCAGGUCCUGGAUCGGGGUAUGGAUCAGGUCUGGUCCUUCAGGCCAACUACCCCCACAGCCAGAGGAGAGAGUCCUUCCUCUAUCGCUCUGACUCUGACUUCGACCUGUCGCCCAAAGCCAUGUCCCGGAACUCCUCCACAACCAGCGACCUACACGGUGAAGACAUGAUCGUCACACCAUUCGCUCAGGUUCUUGCGAGUCUCCGUACUGUGAGGAGCAGCUGUGCAGCUCUGACCCAACUCCAGGACCAUGUGGGAAACAAGUAA
Messenger RNA from Knipowitschia caucasica, 588 nucleotides. NCBI's taxonomy places the organism in Eukaryota, Metazoa, Chordata, Actinopteri, Gobiiformes, Gobiidae. The record is from the annotation of a GenBank genome assembly.